AGAUUAUCAUAAUAAUAAUUUAAUUUUUAUUUAGGAUUUAAUAUUUUUUAUGAUUCAAUAGUCAAUACAUAACAACAGUAAGCUUUUAUUUUAUUUGUAAUAAAGUCAGUUUUAUCAUCAACUGUUAUUUGACAGUUAAUUUGUCAUUUCAUGGUUUUAUUUAACAGAAAAAAUGUCAUUUAUCAUUAAUGCUUUUCAAAGAUGUAAAGCUAUCGCUAAAUUACAAACACCAGCGAAUGAAGCAUGUUUUGGUGAACUUCCAUGUAUUCAACAAAUUCGUAAUAAAUGGCCAGACUUUAGAAUGAAAAAAGAUGCACGGAAAAGAAACACUCUUAAAGAAUAUGGUGUGUAUAAGCUGCGCUAUAAUGCACUUCGUAAAAACAAUAUUAUUCCUUUAGAAAUUCAAGAAAUUGCCGACAAAGAAAUCUACAAUUGUCCAAGAGAUGCUAGUAUAACUAGAAUUGUACAGCGUUGUCAGGUAACUUCUCGUCCUCGGGGUAAUGUCAAACGAUGGCGUUUAAGUAGAAUAGUGUUCAGACAUCUUGCUGAUUAUAACAAAUUAGCAGGUGUUCAAAGGGCAAUGUGGUAAAAUACAAACGG
This is a messenger RNA of Rhopalosiphum maidis (corn leaf aphid), 600 nucleotides long. Its product is annotated as 28S ribosomal protein S14, mitochondrial-like. The transcript has 4 exons. Gene Ontology annotation, cellular component: ribosome; mitochondrial small ribosomal subunit. Gene Ontology annotation, biological process: translation. The record is from RefSeq and is a predicted model, not a curated record. Lineage: Eukaryota; Metazoa; Arthropoda; Insecta; Hemiptera; Aphididae. Gene Ontology annotation, molecular function: structural constituent of ribosome. Bases 173 to 589 code for a protein of 138 amino acids.